Messenger RNA from Truncatella angustata, 1779 nucleotides. RefSeq names its product SWR1-complex protein 4. NCBI's taxonomy places the organism in Eukaryota, Fungi, Ascomycota, Sordariomycetes, Amphisphaeriales, Sporocadaceae. Gene Ontology annotation, cellular component: Swr1 complex; NuA4 histone acetyltransferase complex. The transcript has 2 exons. Gene Ontology annotation, molecular function: transcription corepressor activity. The record is from RefSeq and is a predicted model, not a curated record. Bases 1 to 1779 code for a protein of 592 amino acids. Gene Ontology annotation, biological process: DNA repair; chromatin remodeling; negative regulation of transcription by RNA polymerase II.
AUGACUUCACACGAUGUACGCGAGGUUUUGAACCUGCCAAACGAUGGCGCUGCCCCGCGACCGACCAAAAAGCAGAGGACAACCGCCCCGCGGCCCAACCUCAAAGGUCUGGCCAGAGAGGUCCAAAAUCUAGGCGGAGACAAUCCCAUCGCAAUUGUCCCGGCAAUAUCCUCCUUCAAGAAGCGACGGUUCGGAACCAGGAAACCCGCCGCGAAAUGGGAAAUGCGCCCAUUCCGCAACUCGGCCCGCCAGGAUGGAACACUUAUACUCAGCCAUUGGAGGAGGAAGGACGAGAUUCAACCACCAUCACGACCAGAACCGAAUCCUCAGCAUGGCCAAGACGAGAUGGAGACCGAUCAGAAAGAAGAAGAAGAGCUCGAGGACUCGUCUUUUGCUAAAUUCAACGUCAAGGUUCACAUCCCCGAAUAUAGCGACGACCAGUACAACUCUUCCCUAGUCAGUAACAGUUGGACGAAAGAGGAGACUGACUACCUGUUGGAAACCGUACGGGAUUUCGACCUCAGGUGGGAGAUAAUAUGGGAUCGCUACGACUACCAACCCAAAUCAACCGAACCCGCAAAUGGGCACGAAUCGGGGCAUGCGAGCACAGCAGUGGUACAAGCCAAAAGGCCCCGUACUAUGGAAGAGCUCAAGUCGCGGUAUUACGAGGUCGCAGCCAGGAUGAUGACCGUCACGAAGCCUGUCCAGUACAUGAACGCCGAUGAGAUUGCUUUACACAAGAUCAUGACCAGCUUCGAUCCAGCGGCCGAGGGCCGUCGCAAGAUCUUUGCCGAAAAUCAACUCGGCCGCUCCAAGGAGGAGGCUCGCGAGGAGGAAUCGCUUCUCAUCGAAGUCAAGCGUAUCGUCGCACGACAGGACAAGUUCAAUCUCGAGCGUAGAGAACUUUACAACCGCUUAGACUAUCCCCAGACCGAGACCACACAAGACCUCAGCGUCUUCAAGACCAGCGCUGGUCUCAACACCUUGUUCCAGAACCUGAUGAAUGUCGACAAAUCCAAGAAGCGCAAGUCCAUCAUGGGCACUGACGGACAAAACACACCAGUAUCAGCAGGUCCUUCUGCACAUCCCGGUUCGACCCCAGCCGCAGACCCCAGACGCGAGAGCAUUGCCCUAUCCACCACGAGUGGCCAUCGUGACUCCAUCAGUGCCGCCGACGGUCGUCCAGAGAGGCCUACCAAGAAGGGGGCCAUCGCUCAACCCCAGGAACGCCGCAAGCUUACCGAGCAAGAAGAGCAAAUCUAUGGCGUCGUCACCACCGUCGAUCGAUUAUCAAGUGGUCCUACUUUCCGCUAUGAGAAGAUUAACAAGAUUCUCACCACCAAGUCCAAUGCUCAACAUCAGCGCAUCACAAAUACUCUGGCUGAGCUCGAUGUGCCCUCUCGACUCAAUAUGCCAACCAAGGAUGUCGUCGACCAGAUGGAAAGAUUGUUGAAUAAUGUUCAGACGCUGCUUGAUCUGAGGAAGAUCAGUGACAAGCUAGACGGAGAGAUCAAGGUGGAGCAAGCCAAGAAGGCCGAAAGAGACAAGACUAAUCCUCCUACCCAACCAAAGUCCAAGACCGCAGGCGAGGAUACGGCAGCAACAUCAGCAGCAGCAGCAAGUGGAGAUGCUGGAGAGGCGGAAGAAAAAGCAGCCGAGGUGAAACGAGAGUCAGCCGAAGACAAGGCCCCUCGACCAACCAGCAGUGGCGGGCGUAAGAGGAGCGCCAGUGAAAUUAGUGGUGUCAGCGACCAGAGCUCUAAGAGGCAGAAGAAGUAG